Molecule: messenger RNA, 1284 nt
Organism: Silurus meridionalis
Lineage: Eukaryota; Metazoa; Chordata; Actinopteri; Siluriformes; Siluridae
Gene: purba
Product: purine-rich element binding protein Ba
Exons: 1
Coding region: 29-973 (314 amino acids)
Biological process (GO): regulation of transcription by RNA polymerase II
Cellular component (GO): nucleus
Molecular function (GO): DNA-binding transcription factor activity, RNA polymerase II-specific; RNA polymerase II transcription regulatory region sequence-specific DNA binding; purine-rich negative regulatory element binding
Source: RefSeq, a predicted model, not a curated record
CUAGAAGGCAGAGGAGCAGCUGCUGGUGAUGGUGAAGAUGGCGGAUGGGGAUAGUGGGAGUGAGCGCGGUGGCAGCAGCAGCGGUGGCGGCGGCGGCGGUGGCGGAGGAGGCAGCGGAUUCCAUCAUUUUCAGCGGGAUCAAGAAGAGACCCAGGAGCUGGCCUCCAAACGCCUGGACAUCCAGAACAAGCGCUUUUACUUGGACGUGAAGCAGAACUCAAAGGGUCGGUUCGUGAAGAUCGCCGAGGUCGGAGCCGGAGGCUCCAAAAGUCGCCUUACGCUGUCCAUGUCGGUGGCUGCGGAAUUCCGCGACUACUUGGGGGACUUUAUCGAACACUACGCCCAGCUGGGGCCUAGCACCCCGGAGCAGAUCGCACAGUCCUCCGGCGGGGAGGACGGUGGGCCAAGACGGGCCUUAAAGAGCGAAUUCUUGGUGAGGGAAAAUCGUAAAUACUACCUCGAUCUGAAGGAGAACCAACGCGGGAGGUUCCUGAGGAUCCGGCAGACAGUCAACCGCGGAGCGGGGUUCGGAAUCGGAGGGGGAGUGGCCCCUGGGGCGGCCAUGCAAUCCGGACAAACCAUCGCUCUCCCGGCUCAGGGACUAAUCGAGUUUCGCGACGCCUUGGCUAAGCUAAUAGACGACUACGGCGGUGAUGAUGAUGAGCUAGCCGGGCCUGGGUGCGGGGCCGGCGGCUACAGCGAGCUGCCCGAGGGCACGUCCAUCACAGUGGACUCGAAGCGGUUCUUCUUCGACGUUGGCGCCAACAAGUACGGCGUGUUCCUGCGGGUCAGCGAGGUGAAGCCCAGCUACCGGAACUCGAUCACGGUGCCGUUUAAAGCCUGGAGCAAGUUCGGCGGAGCUUUCAGUCGUUACGCCGAGGAGAUGAAGGAGAUCCAGGAGAGGCAGAGGGAUAAAAUGUUCGAGCGGAGAGGAGACGAGGAGUCCGAGGGAGACGACGUGGACGACGACUGAUUUCUGAUCUCCAGGACCGGGCUUUAUUGUGUUCUCCCAGCACGUUUGGCAACUUCGAAAGGAUGUGCAUGAUAAACUUUAAUACUAAAACACCUACCGCGAAUAAAGUUGUGUGACUGACAAACAUGGCGUAAAUAAUAAAAUAAAGGAAUGUGUAAAGUGAACACGAAGCAGCUGAGCUGAACGACUUUCCCUCGCCAGCUGCUUUAGGCCUAGUUAGAGAAAAAAAAAGCUCCUUUUUUGGUGCAGACCUGUUUUUAAAAUGGCAUGUAAGAAACAAUUAAACCAACCAAAAGCCUGUUCUGAGUGAA